Drosophila virilis is the source of this 3117-nucleotide messenger RNA. RefSeq names its product Kinesin family member 19A (gene Kif19A). NCBI's taxonomy places the organism in Eukaryota, Metazoa, Arthropoda, Insecta, Diptera, Drosophilidae. The record is from RefSeq and is a predicted model, not a curated record. Gene Ontology annotation, biological process: microtubule-based movement. Gene Ontology annotation, molecular function: microtubule binding; microtubule motor activity; ATP binding.
AAAAUUUAAUUGUCAAAUGGAAAAGUUAAAUACAAUUUUUAUUUUAUUCACUGGCAAAAACCUACUCUGAGAGAAACAGAAAUUCUUAGAUUUUCAAAUUGCUUUAUUUUCCCCAAAAGACUCAGCUAGCCGAUAACUUACCAGCUAAUAUAUCCAUUACGGUAUUGUUUGCGUUGUGCGGUAACCGUCACUUGCCGUAAUACCUAGGCGCCCUUAACAAUUACAAGUAGACUCACAUCCAAGAUUUGCCGCCCCCAGCAGUCGCAUGCCCAGUCCAGGCCCCAAACUGGCCAACGUCAAAGAAAUGUAUGCAAAAUGGCGCAUUAGCAUUUCAACAAUUCGGAAAACAAGUGGAAUGGAAAUACCAACAACAACUGAGAAAUUGAUUGAGCUAUGUGGCCAACGGUGUGACGCCGCCCCAAAAACCCAGCCAGGGCAUAUAUGCUAUGCUCGCUAUAAUUUGACCAGAAUGGGCCAGGACAGAGUCCAAUAGGGCCGGCCGACAGUUCAGUUCAGUUUUGUCAGUCCAUGCGAACGGUUCGCUGGCAACGCGAGCGACAAGUCGGAUUUCCAUCGAGCACUUCACAGCGGAAGUGUCCCAAUAUAUUUUGCAUACGAUUCGAAUAGUUUGUGAGUGCGGCAUUUUGCAGAGGUUAUCAGCACGUCAAGGGCACGUGGCAUAUUGAACCGAAGGACACUCAACUGAUCAAAGAUGGCGGCUAGCGCUGGUGCCAGCAGCUGGUCGGGCAGCAGCGGCGGCAGUACAUCCUCUCAAGGACGUCAACUGGCUACCGCUCAGCCCGCCCAGGAGGAGCGUCUAGUGGUUGCGGUACGGGUACGUCCGAGCCUGGAGGCCACCGAGCGCUGCAUUGAGGUCAUCUCUGGCGGCUCCCUGCUGUAUGAUGAUGGUGGCAAAAGCCGACCACGUAAAUAUUCCUACGACCAUGUCUUCAAGGAGAACGACACACAGGAGCAGGUGUACAAAACCACCACAGCGCCACUAGUCAGAGAUGUUCUGAAUGGAUACAAUGCGGCGGUCUUUGCAUAUGGCGCUACUGGUUCCGGCAAGACGCACACAAUGCUCGGGCCUGUGCCGCGCAAGAAACCCUCGACAGCUGACCGCGGGCCGACAGCGACCGGUGGCUACGAGGCAGAUGUUAGCAGUCAGGACAUUGGCUUGAUGGUGCGCGCCAUCGAGGAUAUUUUUGGACACAUUGAGGCAGCCGGGCCAGAGAGCUCUACCAAGGUAUCGAUUUCGUAUCUCGAAAUUUACAACGAACUUAUACGGGAUUUGCUGAAUCCUGGUGGUCCGCUGGAACUGCGUGAGGAUCAUCGUGGCCAGCGCAUUACCGUAGCCGGGCUCUCCGAAAUAACCACAUCCAGCCGCAAGGAGGUCGUUAGCUUGCUUAUCAAGGGCAACAAGGCGCGCACAAUGGAGCCCACAGCUGCCAACCAGACCUCAUCGCGCAGCCAUGCACUUCUAAGUAUUACUGUGCAGACACGCACGCCCCUGGGCACCAAGCAGGGCAGGCUCUUUCUAACUGAUCUGGCGGGAUCGGAGCGCGCCAAGAAGACAAAGAAUCGUGGCAAGCGCUUGCAGGAAGGCGCCCACAUCAAUCGCAGUCUGCUGGCUUUGGGAAACUGCAUCAAUGCCCUGUCGGGCGGUGCUCGCUACGUCAACUAUCGCGACUCGAAGCUCACCCGGCUGCUGAAAGAGGCGCUCAGUGGCCGCUGCAAGACGGUCAUGAUAGCCCACGUCGCUCCCGAGAGCAAGCAUCGGGACGAGACCAAGAACACCCUGGUAUAUGCGGACCGUGCAAAUAGCAUCACCACCAAGCUGCAGAGUUCCGUAUACAUCGAUGAGUUCAAAAACUUUCCCACCAAGCACUACCAGAGCCUGGUCUCAGAGCUGCGGGACGAGGUCACCCGCCUGCGCACUAAGAUGCUAACGGAACGUCCACGCAGCGGAGCUGCCGCCGCAGCAGCAACAACAUCAGCACAUCAGCCACCCAGCGAGGAGCUGAACGAGCAGCGCAAAACGGAGCUUCGAUAUCUGCGGGAACAGAUUGUGCUGACCUUCAAGCAGCAGAUGAAACUGCGACGCAAACUGCUCGAGGCGGAGAGCCAUUUGCUGGGCCUGGAACUGGAUGCCGAGCGACAGCAUAUGAUCAUUUCCCAUUGGCAGGGACGCAUUGGCAAGCUGUAUGAUGCACCAGGAGAAGAUGACGUGGAAUCGGAGGGCUCAGUGGCUUUAAAGAAUGCCUGGGGUGAGUUGGCGGCUAUAGAGAAGGAGACGCGGCGUUAUAAGGAAAUUCGUGAGCAUACAGAGCACGAGCUGGAGCUAUGUCGCCAGAAGGGUGUCAAGUUAGAAGAUGAGCUUCCGGAACGCAUUAGCAGCGAUGAGGAGCGCGAACUGCUCGCUCUGCUCUGCCGCGUCCACGAACUGGAGGCGGACAAGGUGUCGCUGCAAGCGGAGCGGCUGGCUCGUCAGGCGGAGCUGCGACGUCGCGACCUGCAACUGUUGCGUGCCGAGCGGCAACGGCGCCUGUGCGAGGACAUCAUUAGCUCCCAGCGUCGACUUAUUGAGGAAGGCAACGUUGAGCUGCCGGAUGAGCUGCGCGAACUCUACGGCCUGUAUCAGCAGGAGAUACACGCCGGAGUUGUUACGCCCAGCACAAGCGGCUACGAGAGGAAGCUGCCGCCCAUAUACACAGCUGGCUCCGAUUCACCCAGUUCCAGUUCCAGCUCUGAGUGGUCCCCCGCCUCACCAUUGCCGGUUAUAGAGGGCCAUCCCGAGCUCAUUGUCGUACCAGAAGGUCCCGAUCGCCUAAUGGGUCCGCCAGUGAAUCCGCGUCUGCCACGUCUGUCCACUGCAGUGCCAGCGACCGGCACACGACGCCCCUCGCUGCGUCUGGGCAAGCAGACGCAUCCUUAGAGGCGGCAGCGCCAACUCUGUUCGAGUUGCUCAGGAAUAGUUGUAAAGGUUUAGGUUAGGAUUAAGCGGGCGCUUCUAAUUAAAGUAACGAUCAAUAUGCUAAAGCAUUAAUUAACAUAAAUUAUGUUUGUCGAAAUUUUAAGUGCAUAACUUCAAUAAAUGCCUAGCCUAAUGGAACUGCA